This is a messenger RNA of Epithele typhae, 1305 nucleotides long. RefSeq lists its product as uncharacterized. The record is from RefSeq and is a predicted model, not a curated record. Lineage: Eukaryota; Fungi; Basidiomycota; Agaricomycetes; Polyporales; Epitheliaceae. The transcript is spliced from 9 exons. The coding region runs from base 1 to 1305 and encodes 434 amino acids.
AUGUCCGGCAGGACAAGAGAACCCAUGUGGUAUUGCCAUGAGGUCCCUGACCCUCACUGCGCGUCAUGCAAUGGCACAUUUGUCGAGAAGAUAGAGGACCCGGCCGACGACCCUCGACAGUUCGGCCUCGCGGACGGCGGCCACUGGGGGAACGGCCCUCUACCAGGAGAUAUGGAUACUUUCCUGAGCGGCUUGCGGUCAAUACUUGGUGGCGGAGCACCCGUACCUCCAAUGGCCCCCACUCCUCCUCCUGCCCCCGUGCCACCCUACAACAACAACUCAAGCAACUCCAAUGACGCCUCUCAUACGACUACUACCACCACGAGAAAUUUGGGGCGCAAUGGUCAGUUCACGAUACGGAUAGAGCGCUCAAGCACCUCGGGCGGGCGAACGCGUACGGUUGUGACGGGUGGGCCACAGCCCGGUGGAGGCGGGAACGCUGAUACUGCGGGUGAAGUACCUAGGUUAUCGCAAUUCGUCCCACGGAACGCCGAUGGCUCUCCGCAAGAACGCGCUAAUAUCACUGGUCCACUGCUGACACAAUACCUGUUGGCGCUCAUGGGCAAUGGUCUAGGUGGUAACCGGAAUGGAGAUCCCUUCGCUGAGCUAUUUGGCGGUAUGUUCGGUCCUGGCGGCAUGCCUCCCGGUGGCGGUGAGAAUGGGCGAUGGGGAGAUUAUGUCUUCAACCAAGAGGCACUCGACCAAAUCAUCUCCCAAAUCAUGGAGAAUAACAAUGCUCACCAGCCAGUGCCCGCUACUGAACAAGUCGUGGAGAAGCUGCCUCGAGAAGUCCUGGAGGAAGGCUCGCCACUUCUGGAGAAGGAUUGCGCGGUGUGCAAAGACCAGUUCAAGCUGGAGACCGAGGACCCCGAUGAACAGAUUGUCAUCACGCUCCCGUGCCAACACCCGUUCCAUGAACCCUGUAUACUUCCAUGGCUCAAAACAAGCGGGACAUGUCCCAAAUCAUGGGAUAAUAUUCACAUCAACUGCAGAUACCAGCUUGUUCCGCAACCAGACUCGCAUGCUCCGGGUCCAGGACCUCCGUCCGCCGGCUCGAGUCGAUCCAACAGUUCAUCCACUGGGGACAAUAAUGGCGGUGGCGGGAUCCUGCAGAACAUGAUCAAUCUAUUCGCCCAGGCGGGCCAGGCCCAAAACCAGCAGGGCUCGGGCGGGAACAGUGGAUCCAGCAGCGGCCAACGACAAAACAGCACUCCUUCUACCUCCUCCUCCCAGUCAUCAUCGACCCAUCCGCGGGCCCACGACGACUUUGAUAUUCCCGGCGGUUGGGGAGACGAUUUGGACUAG